AAUUUCAUGAUAUAUAAAUAUAUGCGUAUGAAUUGAUAUAUAAAUUAAAUAAUAAAUAUGUAAAUACUAAUACUCACAGAAUGGUUUAAUGAAUUGUGAUAGGUUUUUUCAAAAGAUUUGCCAUGUCUAAAUUUGAUUUAUCUCAAAAUAAGCAAGUUUUUAUUAACGAUAAUUUACUUGUUAAAUCAACAGUCGAAUCCUUGGCGGCAGAUAUAACUGAAACAUGGAUAGGUUUAAAUAAUAAAGAUAAAAGUACCAACAACUCUUCAAGAAAAUCAGUUACGGAUUUGAUACGAAAACUUUGCCGUAAAGAAAUUCAACCAGGUCAUACAUGUUGGACCUCAAAUUCAAGUGUUGUUCCCUAUUUUAUAAAACAUAUUAUAGAAAAAGAUAUUGGACAGAAUACAGUAAAAAUAUAUAAAAGAAAACUGGAUCAAUUUUUAAAUGAUGAUAUUAUUCUUGGAAGAUUUAAUGAAAGUAGUGUCCCUAAAUGUAAUUUGUACACUUUAAAUGAAGAAAAAUAUUUAUCAUUUGUUUAUGCUAUUUUAAAUCUAAAAGUAGAAGAAUCUGAUCGACAUAAAAUUAUUGAGAGACAUUUAACACUUUAUAACACUGAUAAAAGUAAUUUGAACUACAAAAACUACCUUGAAGAAGUCUUCCGCAGAAAAGAUGAACUGAAUAUAUCAUCCACUUUGACAGAAAAAAUUAUGUUAGCUGUACCAAGUAUAAUUGAAAAUAAAAUAAUAAAUUUUGUCUCACACGUAUACAAAGAAUGUAACAUCACAGACACCAAUGAAUUAAACAACAUUGCAUUAUUAAGCCUACAAUCUAAAGUUUGCUUUCAAAUGUGCGCUAAGAUGUUUCACACAUUAUUUAGGGAAACUGAAUAUUCACAUAUUCUUCAUAUGAUAAUUCAAAAAUAUGUUGAACAAAUAAUGAAAAAUAUAUCUCUAGUGGAAUAUAUAGCAUUAUAUCCAGAACGAUAUCAAAAAGUUAUUCAGCAAAUGCAAAUGGGAAUUAGCACUUAUAAUAUUAAAAAAUUAUAUGCUCUAUAUAAUUCUUUAUUACAAGAAGAUGAUGUUGAGUUUGCAGUCAUGCUGCUAACACAUAAUACAAAAUGGUUUAAUGCUUUAUAUGAUGAAUUUGUAUAA
This is a messenger RNA of Ctenocephalides felis (cat flea), 1151 nucleotides long. RefSeq lists its product as uncharacterized. The transcript has 3 exons. NCBI's taxonomy places the organism in Eukaryota, Metazoa, Arthropoda, Insecta, Siphonaptera, Pulicidae. Bases 123 to 1151 code for a protein of 342 amino acids. The record is from RefSeq and is a predicted model, not a curated record.